AGUGUUUGUGUGAAUGUGUUAUAUGUAUUACUACAUUUUAGUUUCCCAAAAUUUUCACAUGAUUAUCCGAGUAAUUAACAAUGGAGACAUUGUGUAUUCAUAAAAGACUUAUAUAGUAAAGGUAAAUAUGUUUUUUUAGGCUAUUUUCCUUGUACUGCUCGACAGAUUGAACGGUGCCAAAAUAGCCAAAUAACAUGCCUCGAAAGUUACCUUCAAAUAUGUGUAAUUGUCGCACUUAUGUGCCGCAUUCACGAUUUUGUUUUGGAGUUAAACAAUUAUAAUCUACAAGCAUUUUUCUUAGUUCCUAAUGCUUACUAGUUUGCUGAAUCCAGAGUUAAACAUAAAGUUACAAAUAAAAUUAUCGGGUUAUCGUUAUGACAAUAUAAAUAGAUGAAAACAAUACAAAAUAAUCCAAAUACCGUAGUGAAAUGGAUUAGCUAGCAGUUCCUGACACAAAGAUUACAAGUAGUAUAAGAUGCCAAGCAGAAAUGUCCUUUAAAAUGCAUUGCUAUCUGAUCCAUCUGCGUCUUCCCAUUUUCUUACAGAACUAUGGAAAUGCGAUCGUAACAAAUUGAUAUACAUAGAUAUAUGUAUGUAUAAAGACGAAUUUAGCUGGUCAAGCCGUUUGGAUAUAAGUGAUACUUGUUUUUGAGCAACUAACAUAUUAACAAUUGUAAAAACGAAAAGAGAACAAGUGGCCGAGAAUUAGGUGUGGAAAAGUGCCGCAGGGCAUGUUUAUACCUGAGACACUGAGAAGCUGCAUGAUUGAGACGGACGUAUCUUCAUAUUUGCAAACAUCAUCCUCAGGACAGGAUGAAUUUCAUCCGUUCAUUGAGGCUCUCUUGCCGUUUGUCAAAUCGUUUUCGUAUUCGUGGUUCAAUUUGCAAGCUGCCAAGCGAAAGUAUUACAAAAAACAUGAAAAACGUAUGUCACUGGAGGAGGAGCGACAUUGCAAGGAUGAACUACAAAACGAAAAAGCGGAGGUGAAACAAAAGUGGGCGUCCCGGUUAUUAGGAAAACUACGUAAAGAUAUUACUCAGGAAUGCCGAGAAGAUUUCGUGCAAUCCAUCACCGGCAAACGAAAAUCGAUUUGUGUUCUUUCGAAUCCUGAUCAAAAAGGAAAAAUGCGACGAAUCGACUGCUUACGACAGGCAGAUAAGGUGUGGCGUUUGGAUUUGGUUAUGGUCAUACUUUUUAAGGCGAUACCGCUUGAAAGCACAGAUGGAGAACGACUGGAAAAAAAUCCCGAAUGUACACACCCUAGCUUAUGUGUAAAUCCUUAUCACAUUAAUGUAUCUGUUCGCGAACUGGACUUGUAUUUAGCGAAUUUCAUCAAUACACAUGAUCCACUUCACAGCCCAACUCCGUCGUCACCGCCGCCUACAUCAAUAGCAUUAUUCUCAUAUAACAAUGAACACACCCAUGAUAACGCCAAUAGCAACACUAAUGGCAGUAAUAACAAUAUGAACAAAAUUAAGAAAGAUGGUGAAGCACGCAAAGAGAAAGGUUACAGCCACAAUCCUUACAAUGGAGUUGUAUGUAACGAUAUAAUAUUGGCUACUGGUGUUUUUUCAUCGAAGGAAUUGUGGAGUCUCUCUAAAGCAUCUAUUCUUGAUGAGGCAAGUAAUGAUUUACUAUCCACAAAUGCUAGUCAUAUUAAGUUGGAAAAUUCCGCCGGAACCUAUGAAUGCAACACAUAUCAGUUGCCACCACCAUCAAUUGGCGUUGGUGUAGAUGUCCCUGGUAACUUGAUAGCGACGAAUAAUAUGUCAGCAAACACGGAUUCUGGCCGAUCAGCUACCUCCAGCUCUUCUAUGAUUGUUCCGGCUGGGUACAGUAUUGACUUUGUUGAUGCACGAAGUAUGCAUUUGCCGCCAUCUCCCCUCUUGCGAACCCAAGGAGCAGCAGCAUGUAAAACUGACACGUGUACUUCGCCUGAUGUUGGAGGAAAUAACGGCAGUGGUGGUGGUUUUUCUGUGAUUUUGCGUCCAAAUGAUUCAACGGGUGCAAGUAUUCAAUCAAGCGAUAUAUCAAUGCUUCAGCGAUAUCCGCCUUCACUAAACCGCUCAUUAUUAAAUAUGAGUCAAGUGCGACCGAACGAAGUGUUGAUCCAACACAAUGUAACGUCUGCAUUGGUUGCAAAUUCAGUGAGCCCUGGUACAAUGUACUAUCAUUUACAUAAUAGCUCAAAUGGUCUAUCAGAUUCCAGUAAUAGCAGUACUCAGCAUAACCAUCAUCCUCAAAGGCAACAAUCUCAACACCAGGAACACCAACAAAACUUACACAGUCAUGGUUCACAAAUUUCAGUAGCUGCGGCAGCGGCUGCAGCAGCUGCUGCUGCUUCUAUUUCAAAAUAUUCUUCCGAAGUUGUAAGUGGACAUGAUAUGUCCGAGUUUGUUACCUAUGUUUGCCAAGAAACCGGAAAUAGUAAUGCUCAAAUUAAUGAAAUUCAUCCCCCGCCACAUCUUCAAAGUCACUUCCAGUUACAAACGGUUUCUACAGAAGGGCCAUCAUCUAGUCGUAAUCCAAAAUUAUCCUCCGCAGCGCCAUCCGCACAACCCUCUCAUUAUCAACAGUACAGUACGAUGUUACCUCCGCCACCUUUGCCACCAAUGGCGCGUCCAGUUGCGAUAAUUAGGUCCACAGGUGGUUUGACGAUGGUAGAAUCACCACCAUUAUCUGCAACACCUCCAAACUCCAAUCAAUCGGGUAAGGAAUCAUCCAGGCAUCAGCAAACACAGCAGGAUCACCAAAAUCAACAUCAGACUCGGUGCCAGACGCUAGCACAUCCUCAACAUGUCGCAGUCGAGCACGGUGACUCAAGUGGUCAAAUCUUGACGGUGAACACAUCUACGAACACUAGUGAAGGUAACGGUAAUACUACUUCGGUUUCGAGUACAACAGAUGCGGUUACCGUACCCACUUCCAAUAUGCAAAAAAACACAUCUGCUACUAGUGGUAGCAAUAAUAGCAGUAGUAGUUCAACUGAUAUUGUAGUGGCUGGUUCGUCACCACCUCCGAUAAGUCCUCAAGAACAUAUAGAUGUUGUACGUAGCACAAAAUCCUCGACAAUUGGUCGCUUUGGCACCCAGUCGUACUCAACAGCCACUAGUCGGGAGUAUUUCAAUCAUUUCCAUUCACAAACUACUCCAAAACAUUUUUCACAGAUUCUUGGCUACACUAGUUCAAUCUCGACCAUUUCCGGGGUUAUCAGUCCGACUAACCUAAGUUUGUAUUCAUCGCCGAUCACUGGUGCAUCAAAUGCAUCUCAUCGGUCUACACCACGGCCACGAUGGAACCCGCCGUUCCUUAUGGAAGAUGAGUUUAGCAUGAUGCCACAAUCAGUGUCUAGCACAAACUCUGAAAACACUCCAGUGAUAUUAAUGGAAGAUGCUAGCCGAUAUAAUGAAGAAUAUUCUCAGAAUCGUGACUACAUAACAUGAUUAAAAAUACCAGUUGUAGAUGACUACCAUUAAGAUAACUAGAAAUGUUUAGAUAAUAUAAGUUAGAGUUUAUAUGUAAGUUUCCCAUUUUAAGAGCUAGUGAAUAUUGUUUCAAUUAUAUAAGGCAAUUAUAAAAGUAGUUAUUGAAGCACAUAUGUAUACAUAUAAUACGUGGUAUUUAUACUAAUAAAUAUACAUAUACAUUUAUAGGCACACUUAAAGACCCCGCCACGCCUUCCUGUGGCUAGGAUGUAAUUAAAUUAUAUUAUAUUAUAUCAUUUAUAAUUACUCGUUUUUAGUAUACAAUCACAAACUUCAACGAUUACGAUCACGAAUAGAUUGUAAUGUGAUAUGUGAAGCGUAAUGUAAAUCAGCAUCCUGCCUUACCUAUAACCUACUGACUGUACACCGUAGUUAUAGAGUAUAACGAUACAGGAGGAAAGCAGAAAAAUGCACGUCGUGUGCCCGAUCUCUAAUCACAUAUGUAAAUUGUAUUGUUCAACAUUCGACGAAUGUAAUUGCAAAAUCGACGGUGAUUUUGUAAAAAAGGUCUCCGUUAAGACCUACGAUAGGACGAAACGGACGAAAUAGCGUUUCAUUUUUAUAUAUAACAAGACUAGAUCUAUACCUUUAUCAAUAUGCGUUCAUUUUUAUACAGUAAUACAAAAUACGAAACUCAAUAUCUUACGGGAAAAAAUGUUAAAAAGAUCUUUUCGUACGCAUGAUUUAGUUAUUCAAGAAAUGUAUUUGCUUUCCAAUUGGCUCAAUUGGUCAUGGUAGCCUAAUUCAUAUACAUACAUAUGUGUAGAGGCUUGAGUACAUAUACAUAUAGCAUACAGUGCUAGUGAACAUUUAAAAAUAAUAUACAUACAUAUGUAUAGUAUGUAUGAGGGACAAAAUAUUUUCGGUGUAACUUACACAUUCUGCUAUGUACUUAUAUUUUAUAAGUUCAUAUAAAAUAUUUUCAAACACCUUUAUACAUACUUGUUCAUAAUUAUUUAUUCAUUUGUGUGGAAAGUUUGAAAGAAGUUUUUUACCAUCUUAUUACAAUAUUUUAUUCGAAUUAGUGUUGAGAAAUGCAUACAUAUAUAUAUGUAUAUAUGUAGUACGGUUACACAUAUGAGCUAUAAUAAGUGGUCACAAUUACAUACAUAUAUGAAACUACAUGUGUAUGGGCAAGUAAGAUUCAUAGUUCAUAUACUAUAAAUACUUAAACACAUUUGCAAAUAAAUAGGGCUGAGAGUCCUUAUAGCCGGACAUAUUCUUUAAUUGGACAAAUUUCAUGAACACAACGUUUUCAUUAAUUUGUUCAUAUAAAACCAAUUCCUUUUACAUGAGAACGUUCCAAGAACCGGUUACGGACACUAUUUUUGCAAUACUUCGGUCAAAUUUUCUUUGGUAAAUGGACAAGCUUUCUUAAAAUUUGUCAAGAAGAUUGUGUACAAUUUAUACUUCCCGCUGAUUUACGAAAACUAUUUGGAUAAUUGUCAAUUAUUCGUCCUUGGCUCCCCCAUUGGCUCGCAUUUAUUAGUUCGAUAGAAUUAUAGUUUUAAAUUUCUGCUUCAUAGUAUAAGAAGAUUAAACACUCAUUUUUACCACGUCCCUAUAUAUGAACAGCACCUUUAGCAGGACAAAAAAACAGUGCGACGGUGGGUGCCCGUCUGUGUUUUCUGUGUAAACUUUGUUUUAAUAGCUACUAGCAAGUCAAUUUAAGGAUAACUUCUACUCUCCAAAAACCGCUUACAAGUAUUAGUUUCUCACGAGAAACUCAAUAAAGAAAAGCACUACUAUAUUAUGAAAUCUUGAAUAUAAAAUUAAAGCAAUGAAUGAAACAUGAGUUGAUGUCACGGUUGAUGACUGGGUAUGGUACUUAAGAGCACGGCGGUUGCAGAAAAAAGAAACUACGUUUUGAAAUAAAUAACAUGCAUACAUGCGUGAGAAUGCAUAAUUUGGACUACAAGUUAUUAGAGUUCAAACCUCAAUUGAGAUAAAUACCGAUACGAUAUGUACAUACAUAGAUACAAUGAAAUAACUUGUCUAUAAUUAUAAUUUUUUCGCAUUUUAUUUACUGUUAAAUAGUUUUAGGUAGUUGUUAUCACUAUUUUUUAUAUGUAUGUAUGAGUUUGCAAAUCGUAUACUAUAUAAUACUAUAUAUUUGGUCGAAUAUGCAUAUCGUUUAUGCUUGCAUUGCCAAAAAAAAUCCUUUAAUACGUUUCGUAUUUGUGCAUAAAUAUUCUUUAGUGUAGAUAUUAUAUUUAAAAUACCUGGUUCACAUUUUACUUUUGACAAAAUAUAUUUAGUUAGGUAGAUUGUUUUGAUUAGAUUCGAUCUAACGAGAAAAUUUCGUGUUGCAUUGAUACAUUCUCCACUUUAAAGAAAUGGUGGUUAAAGGUAAAGAUGGCGUCGGACUUAGUUCGCAGCGUGUCUUACUGAUUUCAAAAUUUUAGUACAGAAAAUUUCAUAUAAAUAAAAUUUCAAAACGAAAUUUAGAAAAACAAAUACACACUAUGAAAUUUUCGUGUUCUAGACUAACAUUUUUCCAUAUUUAAUUGUGAAUUUGCAUAAUAGUCUUAAUAUUUAAAACAUUUGUUGCAAUCCAUAUUCAGUUGGCCAUAUGUAACACAGCUUGAAUGAAAAAAAUAAUAAUUUUGAAUUAAUCCAAACAUAUUUCUCAUAAAUUCAACAAAAACAUCCUAUGGCAGGGCCAAAUUCUUUUGUAUUUUAAAGUUAAUUUAAAGUAAAUUUUUUAACAAUAAUUAGAACUAGCUGACAGUACCUUUAACAUUAUAAUCCCAGUGUGACUCUGCAUUUAUUUGCUUCCCCAAUAAUUAAUAACUUUAAUAAAUUUCUUUGAUAUGAAGCAUAGGACGAUAGUACAAAUUACUCGUUUUUGUACUGUUCAACCUGUUUCAUAGAAUCCUUUUUAUUUCACAAUAUGCAUGCUGAAGGAAAUCUUUGUCGAAAUUCUAGAGGUAUUUUCAAAAAAAUCUGUGUAUUUUAAAACAAAAACUUAUUUAAAAUAGUAUGUCCUUUGGGUCGCCACUAAUAUUAUACUUAGGCAGCUUUAAAAUUUUGUACUGAAUAGGAAAUUAAUAAACUAAAGUUUCAAUUGCAUUAGUACCAAUAACAUUCAUACAAAAACGUGUAAGUAUGUAUGUAUAUGUAUAUGUAAAACGGUUAUCUAUGACUCAUAUUCAAGAUGGGGAUAGGCUUAAAACUAUAUGUUAUCUUAUAAUUACGAGUAUAUAGAUAGGAAACUAGAAAUUGAGGUUACAAAAUAUACAAUUAAUUCAUUAAUAUUUGUAAGCAUACAAGCAAGGGCUUACACUGAUAUAAACUAAAAGAUUAAAUUGAGACAAUAGUAGAUAUAAUUAGAACACACUAAAAGGCACAUAAAUCAGUCUACAGCUAUUGCGUACAUGAUUUAUAAUAAUAAAUGAUAUAAAAAAAAUGUGUAAAAAAAUAUAUACAAUAGGAUAUACAUAUGUUUGUAUAUAAAGAUAGAGAAAUCUCCGGUUAACUGAACUUGAAAAUUUGUACAUUAACUGUUUAAUUAUCUGGAGAUUUUACUUAUUUAUACUCAUUUAGAUUUAAAGAAGCCUGACUAAGCGAAAAGUUCAAGAACAAUUAAAGAAAACGCUAAAAUGUAAUUUAAAUAUGUAUUUUACUUGAAGUUAGUUCAAAUAAACUGGUACUAUAUGAUAAUAUGAUAUGAAUCUCAA
Messenger RNA from Bactrocera neohumeralis, 7165 nucleotides. RefSeq lists its product as uncharacterized. The record is from RefSeq and is a predicted model, not a curated record. The coding region runs from base 732 to 3443 and encodes 903 amino acids. Gene Ontology annotation, molecular function: DNA-binding transcription factor activity, RNA polymerase II-specific; RNA polymerase II cis-regulatory region sequence-specific DNA binding. Gene Ontology annotation, biological process: regulation of transcription by RNA polymerase II. Gene Ontology annotation, cellular component: nucleus. NCBI's taxonomy places the organism in Eukaryota, Metazoa, Arthropoda, Insecta, Diptera, Tephritidae. The transcript has 11 exons.